Messenger RNA from Folsomia candida, 2167 nucleotides. RefSeq lists its product as uncharacterized. NCBI's taxonomy places the organism in Eukaryota, Metazoa, Arthropoda, Collembola, Entomobryomorpha, Isotomidae. The record is from RefSeq and is a predicted model, not a curated record. Bases 496 to 1728 code for a protein of 410 amino acids. The transcript has 6 exons.
AGUUUUACCGAAUAUCUGGUGAGGCAGUACCCAUACAUUUCCUGGAAUAUGGAAUAUGGAAUGGAAUAUUAUUGAAUUCUACUUUAAAAGUGGAAAGGAAUAUUUAUGGAUUCCUGUAAAUGAAAGAGUUCUCUAACACAAAUUAGGAUACGUAUCCAAAUUCUCCUCAGGUUAUAAAAUAUUCUUUCCCCCCUGCAUACAUACUCAUCUACCGGACAAUGUGGUGGUGGACAGUGUUCAGAAGCAAUGACAAGGAGAAACUUUAAUCUAAUCUUCCCUCCAUCUGAUCUCAGAGAUUGUUAUUUUCUUGUUUGUGCAAUUAAUUAAAAUUGUGGCAUUUUCUAGUUUUCAAUAAACUACUGUCGUUAAUUGUAGAUUUAGUGUAGUGACUUAGUGAGUUGUAGUUGUUUUUUACAUGGAUUGACGUGACCAUAAAUAGUUAAAGUUUUUAGAAACCGUUAAUCUUGACGUGUUGACUUAUUGGAAGAUAGAAUAAUGCCACCUAAAUUUUCGAGAGGAGAAAGUGAAUCUGAUGACGAGAGUGAAUAUGAUGCCGGAAGUGAAUAUGAUGGAGAUGAAAGUGACGACUCGAGUGACACCACACCCAUCAAAAGAGCAAGAUUGUCAUCAUCAUCGACACAAUUUGAAACUUCAGGCUACGAGACAGAGCCUUCAACACGGAGGGUGACCCGGUCCAUGGGUACCGGGGGAGGGACAAGUGCAGCAGCAGCACAAAUGGAUUUGAGUGAUGCCUUUAGUGAUGAUGAUGACGACAUUCCCAUUUCUGGAGGCUCUCAUGAUGAGGUCGAUUCUGAAUCCGACCAGAAUCCUCAUGAUGGAAAACUUUCUUCUCCUUCAACCCAUUCUGAGGACCGAGAACGUUCCCCUUGUUCCGUCUAUGAUUCUGAGGACGAAGAAGAUGAUAAUGAUGACCAACUGUCACAGCAAGAGUGGGUGAAAAAGAAAAUGAACCAGUGGAUUGAUCUGGGUUUAGCAAAAACUCAGAGGACAUUUUCCAAAUCUGAAUUCCAAAAAUUUCUCAAAUAUGGCCAGACAUUACUCCAGUCCACAGAAAAAGUAAUGCCUUUCGAACCAGCAGAUGACUGGGUGGAUGAUACGGGGAUUCCUGAGGAUGUCGAGGAAAUUGUGAAGGCAUUAUGGGCAAGAAAGAAAAAAGUCGGGACGAAAGAAGAAAAAGAAAAUCAAAAUCACACCAGAAUUAUGCCAUCAUAUACCGUCGUUUGUCGAGAUAUAGAGGGGAUACCUUUACCCUGCAAUUGUUCAGGAACUACUUAUGUGGAUAUCUCAAAUUUUCGUGUUCAUUAUCGGAAACAUCACACACAAAGUCAACGUUUUAAAUGCAAAGUUGAUGGUUGUGACUAUUCUUCACAUUCAGAUCACAUACAGGGUGUGCAUCAAAUUAUGAAGCAAUUCGGAUGUGCUUUAUGUGGUCGGAAGUUUACAGCAAUUGACAACCUUAAUGUGCACCAGGAGUGUGGACACGUUGAUCCCAAGAAACAUAGACUCUUUGCAAUUGAGGACGGAGUAUUGCAAUUUCGACAAAAGAAGGACGGUGAUGAGAAAGUUGGUCACAACGGGAAAGGAGGAAUAAAACAGUUUUACACAGUUGAAUGGACCCAUCCUAUAACUAAUGACACGAAGUUGGCUUUGGGAUACACAGGGAAAAAAAUUUCACAUCUGCUGCGGACAAAGUUCUUUGGCUACUAGAAUACGCUUUGAAGAAUAAUACAACAAAUUCCUGUAAACUGAGGGAGCUGUACAUUGCCGGUUAUCGACCAAAUAACGAUGAAGCCAAGAGUACAAAUAUAUUUGUAGUGGGGACUGUUUUGGCCAAAGAUGGAAAAUUUGUCCUCCGCGAUUACACCGGAGCGUAUUGUCUACAUGAGACAUGGGAAAGUCGUGCCACUUUCGAAAACGAUAUUGAGAGAUUAAAGGCGAUGGUUGACCGAAUCAAAGGAAAUUUCCCAUAACGGAACCAAGAUCGAAUAAAUCUUCGUCGUGAUACUUUCGGAACCGCUCUGGAUAAUUCCAAUGUUCAGCAAGUUGUUAACAAACGGAGUUUUCAGUAAAUUAAUUAUACCGUUGUAGUACAUUUGGUUAAAAAAUGAAUUUAAAUGAACCAAUAAUAAAAAAGUAUCGGCAAUAA